Messenger RNA from Arabidopsis arenosa, 1026 nucleotides. The record is from the annotation of a GenBank genome assembly. Lineage: Eukaryota; Viridiplantae; Streptophyta; Magnoliopsida; Brassicales; Brassicaceae.
GCUUAGUACUUGCCUCUUCCAUAACUCUGUCUUAAAGAAGGAGAAAGAGAGACAUGCAUGCCAAGACAGACUCGGAGGCAACAAGCAUAGACGCGGCGGCUUUGUCUCCACCGCGUUCAGCGAUCAGACCUCUUUACUACGUACAGAGUCCAUCCAACCAUGACGUGGAGAAGAUGUCAUUCGGGUCUGGCUGUAGCCUAAUGGGUUCACCUUCACAUCCACAUUACUACCAUUGCUCACCAAUCCAUCACUCCCGUGAAUCAUCCACCUCUCGCUUCUCCGACCGUGCUCUCCUCUCUUACAAAUCCAUCCGUGAACGCCGCCGAUACAUCAACGACGGAGACGACAAAACUGACGGCGGAGAUGACGACCCGUUUCGGAAUGUGCGUCUCUACGCUUGGUUGCUUCUCUCCGUAGUCUUCUUGUUCACAGUCUUCUCUCUUAUACUGUGGGGUGUUAGCAAACACUACCCUCCUAAAGUUGUCGUAAAGGGGAUGCUGGUGAGGAACUUGAACGUGCAGGCAGGGAACGAUCUUAGCGGUGUGCCAACGGACAUGCUGUCUCUUAAUUCGACGGUCAGGAUCUUCUAUCGAAACCCAUCAACUUUCUUCGCCGUCCACGUCACUGCUUCUCCUCUCCUCCUUCACUACUCCAACCUCCUCCUCUCCUCCGGUGAGAUGAACAAGUUCACAGUUGCUAGACACGGCGAAAGGAACGUAAUGACGGUGGUGCAAGGCCAUCAGGUUCCUCUCUACGGUGGUGUCUCUUUCCAUCUCGACACACUCUCCCUCCCGCUUAAUCUCACUCUUGUCCUCCAUACAAAAGCUUACAUUUUGGGAAGACUCGUCACCUCCAAGUUCUAUACAAGGAUCAUCUGCUCAUUCACUCUCAAUGCCGACCAUCUCCCAAAACCCAUCUCUCUUCUCCGCUCAUGUAAAGAUUACCACUGAUUACACCUGUGUGUGUGUGUUAUUGUUCUUUUGCCAUCAAAUAUUUUAAUCCAUCAAGUAAAACAUCAACAUUGCU